AACAUUUAUGACAUACAACUGAUGGAAGAAAGCUCUGUACAGAUUCAUGUGGUGAUGGACACAUCAUGAUGGAGGGCCCUUAUGUGUACAGAGGAGGAGGAUGAAGAGGGGGAGGAGGAGGAGGACGGUGAGAAUACAGAGCCUGUGCUAGGAGGGGGGUGGAGAGGACCGCACUCACAAACACGAGGUGAAGGAAUGUGGUGACCGGAAAUCCCAAAAAAGCCUGAGAGGGUCAACUGAGAAGAACCCACAGCAUUACAAGAAGACCCAGGACUCCUUGUCAUCCACAAGGACAUUGAUACAUGGAGUCCCACAAGUGCAACAUCUCCUUCUCUAAUGUUCAAGUCAACUACCUGGCUCCAGUGUACGGAGUGGAGUUCUUUAUAGCUUUUCUGGGAAAUGGAUUUGCUAUCUGGUUACUGGUGCCUAGAGGAUCCAAGAAAACCCAUGCCGGAAUAAUUUUCUCUCUGAAUCUUGCAGUCAGUGACUUGGCUUAUGCCUUGUCUCUGCCCCUUCUUGUUGCCUACUACACAAUGGGCAAAAAUUGGAUCUUCGGCCUUGCCCUGUGUAAAGUGGAAAGGUUUCUUUUCAACUGCAAUCUAUACGGCAGUAUCUUCUUCAUAACUUGUAUCAGUGCCAACCGCUGCCUGGGGGUAGUGUACCCAUUCUAUGCCAGAGGUAAGGUAGAAAGUAAGCAUGCCAAGGUGGUCAGUGUGAUUGUAUGGCUGAUGGUGGCUACCAUCUCAUCCCCCGUUUUUAAAUUUUCAACAAUAAAGACUGAACUUCAUGUGACGGAAUGCAUAGGAACAGCCAUUGAUAGUAUGUUGGCAUCUUACUUGCCAUAUAGUUUGUUUCUUGCUGGAUUCGGCUGUGGCCUACCUUUUGUGAUCACUCUUUUUUCAUACAUUGGCAUUGCAAGGGCAGUAUGGAAAAGCCAUGGACUUGAGUCGUGGGAGAAGAGGAAGGUGGUCACCAUGGUCUGCAUUGUGGUGGCCCUUUACUCCAUCUCUUUUCUGCCUUACCACAUUCUGAGGAACCUCAACCUCAUGAACAGAUUGAAGCCACCGUCUUGUGCAAGGUCUUCGUCUGUCCACUCAGCCUUUCAGAUAACCAGAGGUUUGGUGGCUUUAAACCCUUGCAUUCACCCAUUGUUGUACACUUCAGUCAUGGACAACGUGCGGGCAAAGCUUGGUUGCUGCCAGGAACAUGUAGACCAGAAAGCAGAGGAAAUCGGACUGUGAUAUGAGACUUUGUUUAGGGUGGAAAAAAAGACAAGAAAUAGACCCAGAUGUACAGAGCUGGUCAAAGCGUUGGAAGAACGGGACAUGGAAAUGGUCAAGUCAGGGGAACUUAUGGGGAGAAACAUCAUAUUAAAGACGAAGUCCAAUACUUUCCUUGAUCAUUAGAUCUGCCUAGGACAAAGUCAUUCAACCAAUGCCUGUAAGAGGCUUGUAAAGCCUUAGUAUUUAUGUAUAGUUGUGAAAUGUUUACAUGCACCUGAAACACAGCAGCCAUCUUCUUCUAAUCCUGUACAACUCCUAUACUCCACCUUUUAUCUUGCAGUAAUUUAUUGUACAGCUCCAAGGCCUCGUUCACACUAGUGUCUCUCUAAAAUAACUAGUUACUGACCCAUGAUGGCUACAGUGGAUUUUUUUGGGGGAAAUUUUAACCUGUGGUAACAAUUGUAAUUGUUAAAAGAAAAUUGUUCUGUGCUUUUUAUGUUUUAAAGUUAUUUUUAUGUUAUCACAGACAUUAUUUUUACUUUACGUUGAAAAGUGCGACAACAUUGGGGAAGAUUUACUACAACUAAAUAUUUGAGAGAGAGAGUGUAAACCUCAGAUCCGGCAGUCGAAGAUACACCAAAUAUACCACAGUGGUUCACAUAUAAUAAAUUUGGUCUUAAGACAUGUCUUACUUCAUACCAGUCAAAAUUUGUGGCAAAAGUUUUCCUGCUGAGCCUCGCCCCAUUUCUCCUAAACCAUGCUCUCUUGUCAAGCAAGGAGCAAAAAGUGUCCAAAACACACAAAACGUGCUGCAAGGCAUGUACAACAUUUCUUUUGGCACAAACUGAGCAAAAAUUUGGGUGCAUUCAGCUUAUUAACCCUCCACCCCCCCCAAUUUCUUUAGUUUACCGUGUAACUUUUUGCCAUGUUUUGAUGACCCAUUCAAUACUGCAGAUUUAAAUUUUGCGAGGUUAGGUUAGUCAGGAAUUCCUUUGUAAGGUUUGGAGAGUCUGCUGCCCCAAAUACUUGACAGGUUCAGAGUUAUUACAUUGGGUACAGAAGGUUCCUCAGGGGUGGGACCUAUUUCCCAAUUCACUGCUUUCUGUCAGCAGAUGCCUGUGAAGAUCUCUGCUUAAGGGGGUAUUCCGGUUACAAUAAUACUCAUGGUCGCUCCAUUUAUUUUUAUGGGCGUUCAGGAGAUAGGCGAGUACAGCGCUCACCUAUCCCCAGACUUUCCAUAGGAAUGAAUGUAGCAGCUGGACACAUGCCCGACUGGUCGCUCCAUUUAUUUCAUGGGGGCUGCAGGGGUUGUGGGGCCCCCAUUCUUGUGAAACAGUGAGGGCCCUAGUGGGAGGAACCCUACUGAUCUAAUCAUUUCCUGUUGAUCUAUUACAUUAUUUUUGGUUUUCUUCUCCAAGGUUCACAACUUUUUCUAUUACAGGCUGGUAACCUGUAAGGUCUGAUAAUCCAGCACCUCCUCCCAUCCCUCUAUUUUGUCUUAUGUUACAAUUAAAACUGAGAAGUACAUAAAGAAAUCUAUAUCCCAGGAUCUCAGCCUUAAAGGGCUUUUUUCACCCCACUAAAGUCAUUUUUUUGGCUACUUAAAUUCCUUAUACUGCGAUAUAUCAAUAUAUAAUGUUUUUACUCAUUUUUCCUUCAGCAGUUUCUUAAAAAAAAAAAACUGAC
Bufo gargarizans (Asiatic toad) is the source of this 2909-nucleotide messenger RNA. RefSeq names its product purinergic receptor P2Y11 (gene P2RY11). NCBI's taxonomy places the organism in Eukaryota, Metazoa, Chordata, Amphibia, Anura, Bufonidae. The record is from RefSeq and is a predicted model, not a curated record. Gene Ontology annotation, biological process: cellular response to ATP; G protein-coupled receptor signaling pathway; calcium-mediated signaling. Gene Ontology annotation, molecular function: G protein-coupled ATP receptor activity; neurotransmitter receptor activity. Bases 303 to 1241 code for a protein of 312 amino acids. Gene Ontology annotation, cellular component: plasma membrane. The transcript is spliced from 3 exons.